Molecule: messenger RNA, 2688 nt
Organism: Candidozyma haemuli
Lineage: Eukaryota; Fungi; Ascomycota; Pichiomycetes; Serinales; Metschnikowiaceae
Exons: 1
Coding region: 1-2688 (895 amino acids)
Biological process (GO): DNA-templated transcription; regulation of DNA-templated transcription
Molecular function (GO): DNA-binding transcription factor activity, RNA polymerase II-specific; DNA binding; zinc ion binding
Source: RefSeq, a predicted model, not a curated record
AUGUCAUCCAAGAAGAACAGAAAGGUCUCGUGUGUCCACUGUCGAAAGCUCAAACGGAAGUGUGACGGGGAACUGCCGUGCUCCAACUGCCAGAAACGUAAUAUCGUGUGUGAGUACUCUCUGACAGACCGUCGUUCCCAGAGGUUUUCGCUUGUCUAUAUCAAGUCCUUGGAGACUAACGCUGAGAUCUAUGAAAACAUCCUUAAUGACUUGGUGCUGUUACGAGGCGACAAGGACGCUUUACUGGCGAAACUUGCUUCUAUCGAGGCCACGUUCCCGCUUACAGGCACGCUGAAACCGUUGGAACAGGUGCUGGAGGAAAUGGCCAGUAUCCAGCUGAACGAGGCCAGUGCAGAGAACGAACGGGCCCAUCUUGACGACGAAGAAAACUACUACGGGCCGGGCUCCAUCUACCAUUUUGGAGAAUACACCACGCCUGAGCUGCUGAAGGACCUGCCCCUGGAACGGACGCUUACCAGCUUGGAGACUGUCCAUACAAACUAUAACUUUAUCAAGAGCAUCGUGGUCAAUUUCUUUACUCACCAGUGGCCGCUGUCGAACUCGUAUUAUCUUGAUAAAAAUGCCAUUCUCACUGAUCUUCACAAGGGCAACAUCUACGAAAGUACUUAUCUUUCAGAGGAACUACUCUAUGCGAUUUGCGCUAACUCCGAAUCGCUUUCCUACGAAGAGGCUGACGCAUACAAGCUUCUAGCCUUGAGUAAAGUUUACCCUGCGGAAGUGAAACUGCUGAUACCUUUGGCCCAGGCUUAUAUGCUUCUUGCUGCUCAUGAGUUCUCUCUAGGGAAAGUCACCAGCGGCUGGCAGCUUUCGGGCUCUGCCAUGAGAAUGGGCUUUGAUUUGGGCUUCCACCACCAGAGCGGCCCGGAAACGGACGCCAGGAAGAACAGGCUUCUUUUUGGGUUCAUGCUUAUUGAUUCCUACAUCUGUAUGGCUGUGGGAAGACCAAAUACCAUCACUCAGAAUAAUGUAUCCGUGAUGCGCUUGCCGAACGAACACGACGCUGAAUUCCAUAACAUUCGUGAUGCUGUCCUGCUUUUGGAACUCACCAGACCCAUGCACAAGGCCACUUACGAACCUAUUCUGUUUAAUAAGGACCCUCGUAUCAACUACUUGUUGAAAUUCAACAGAUCCAAGAUGUUCAAUGUGAAGAUUCUCAAGUGGAAGUCUGAUCUAGAUCCAGCUUCCCACUGGCUGUAUGCCCUGCUCAAGGCGCUGGACGACUUGGCUUUCCAAAACCACAACCUCAAGUUCAUAUAUUGGUACGUUUUGCUAUUCAUCAACAAACCUUUCUUGCACGUCCCACGCCAAUACUCAGCGGGCUAUAUUAUCGAGGAAAUGUCCAAGGAAGUGUACCUUAUAGUAAACCUGCGCCUUGAAAGAAUGGAAAUGGAAGCCAGGUCACAACAGCUAUAUCCAACCGACUCCUUUAAGUUUGUUCGCUAUGACCAAUCCGAUCCUUACCACUGGGCAACAUUGGAUAUCUGUAUGAUUACGCUAUUGUCCCAUGUUGUGGUAACCUUGAUAAUGGACCAUCCAAAUUGUUACAUGUACAUGGAGAAACACCUCAAGACAUUUACGAGGUACUUGAAUGGUGUCAGUGCCAGAAAGUAUAAGUGCAAACACAGCGCAAUGGAGCGUCUUCUUGAAAGAUACAGAACAUGGAGAGCUUCAAGAACAGACUUGCCUUCCACUAGACUGGCUCCUUCAGAAAGCGAACCAUACGAAAUGAAGCAACUCAAGGAAUCCAUUGAUGCAGCUGAAUCAUCGCCAUACUCGCUUCUGACAGGCUCUGAACACGCUGAAACGCCAGGUUCUGGUUACGGCGUCACUUCAGGAAGUGACAGUUUGCUGCCGUUUGACAAGAAGGUCGAUGACAGAAAGGCUAAUGAACCAAGGGCCUAUGCUCCUGAACAGAUGCCAGGCAACCAGAACAUUAAUCAAGGUCCAAUGUAUAAUCAGCCACCCGCAGAUGCCCAUGGCCAUUUGCCUCCUCCACAUCAACAACAGCCACCACUCCAGAUGUUGGAAAAAGUACAGUUCGACAAUUCCCAAAUCAAACCGCCUUACUAUCACGGUCCACCGCCUCACGAAUACGGACAAUAUCCUGUUCCACAACCACCACACGGGCCUCCAUUCCACCACCAAGCUCCACCGCCUAAUGGACCACCGCCCAACCAGCCGCCUUUCCCUCCCCCACAAAUGGCUCAUCCUAUGAUGUAUGGCCAAAUGCCUCCACAGCCACCUAUGGCAGAUAUUCAAAGCACUCCACACAGCAACUACAGCGUACCUCAAUCGAAUCCACCAAUGUCUCACGAACCAUCGCUUGCAAGUGUUCCACUGUUCAGUGGCCAGGCGCCACCAACAGAAGAUUCGUUCAGAACAGCUGAGACAAGUCAGAUCGCAGAACCACAAGUGGAUAAUUAUGCUGGCCCUUAUGACGGAAGCAUGCAACAGAAUAUUAAUUUCUACGAGGCCAUGACUCAGCCAUUGCCUGACUCACAGGGCUACAAUGAGUUCCAGGGAGGCCAGGCGCCUUCCAGUUCUGGUUCAGACGAUGUUGGCCAGAUGAUGGAUACGUUAUUCAGAAACACAGGUGAAGAGUUUGAGGCGCCCACAGACCAGUUUAAUUGGGAUAAGCUUUUUGACGAAAAGUAUGUUGUCGCUUAA